This is a messenger RNA of Trametes versicolor FP-101664 SS1, 2927 nucleotides long. RefSeq lists its product as uncharacterized. The record is from RefSeq and is a predicted model, not a curated record. Bases 356 to 2785 code for a protein of 809 amino acids. The transcript has 24 exons. Gene Ontology annotation, cellular component: cytoplasm. Lineage: Eukaryota; Fungi; Basidiomycota; Agaricomycetes; Polyporales; Polyporaceae. Gene Ontology annotation, molecular function: ATP-dependent chromatin remodeler activity; ATP binding.
UACAUUGCCGCCCGCGUCCUUGGGUCUGCCUUCGCUAUCGCAAACACCGCUCAAGCGUUUGGAAACCCCUUUGCCGGACCCUGACUACCUCGCACUGCUAGGCGGCGCGUUUACCCAAGGGACGAAGAGGAAAGCGUCGGUGGAUCCGGAGGACGAUUUUGGAGCAGGCGGUAUCCUAUCACCCCCGCUGCCAGGAGCAGCUUCCGUCGUAAAUCGCGGCUUCAGCCUCCGAUACGACCAGGAAUCCGCUGUACGGAGCAUAGACAGGGGAGGCCCGGACCAGAAAACUAGACUCGAAGAAUUCGUUCAGCAGAGUAUCAACAAUGCUGUCCACGGAAUUACCGUCCAGAAGGCCAUGGAUGACCUAGGAGUCAAAGACAAGAAAGACCUGAUUCCGGGCAUGGAAGUGCGCCUACUGCCCCACCAGCUCAUUGGUGUGAAUUGGAUGACGAAGCAAGAGCGCUUGAGCCCACACAAGGGCGGUCUCCUUGCGGACGACAUGGGUCUUGGAAAGACGGUGCAGAUGAUCGCGACCAUGGUCAUCAACCAGCCGACGGAGGAGGACACGAACCGGUCGACUCUUAUCGUCGUCCCCGCGGCGCUAAUGACGCAGUGGAAGGACGAAAUUAUACAGAAGACGAACGGGAUGUUCGAAGUCCACAUCCAACACGGCAAGGACAAGCUCAAAAAGGUCGACCAGCUAGCCGAGAAGGAUGUCGUCAUCACGACUUACCAGACACUCAAUUUGGACUUCAAUGUUCCGAGCGAUUUGGAAGACAGUGAUGAAGAAAUGCAGUGGAUCCGUGACAACGGUGGGCCGCUUUCGCGCAUGCGAUGGUACCGCGUUAUCCUCGAUGAGGCGCAGUUUAUUCGGAACCGAGGCACGCGGUGCAGCAAAGCCGUCGCAAUGCUUCGGUCCAAGUACCGGUGGUGUCUGACUGGUACACCCAUCACCAACACGCUGGCCGAUAUCUACGGGUUCCUGCGCUUUGGGCGCUUCCGGCCAUGGAACGACUGGGAAGAUUUCAACAACUAUGUUGCAAAGAUGCAGUUGGAAGACGCUCCGUUAGCCGGCAUGCGCGCUCAGGAGAUCCUCAAGCCUAUCAUCCUCCGUAGAACGAAGGACGCCAAAGUGGAAGGCGAGCCGAUCUUGCAGCUGCCCCCGAAAGAGGUCGAGCUGGUGUUUGUGGAGUUCUCCCCAGAUGAGCGCGAGCUCUAUGACAGCUUCGAGAAACGGGCACAAAUUCAGAUCAACCGGUUCAUUCGAAACAACACUUUGGUAAAGAACCACACGGAGGUCUUCACAUGGAUCCUGCGCCUGCGUCAGCUGUGCGCGCAUCCCCACCUUGUGUUGGAACAAGCGGAUGGCUUUUCAGAUCCGUCAGCUAUGAUGGGCUCCGCAAGCGACAAGGAACUCGCUCGAGCAACGAAAAAGAUGGGCGCCAAGUGGGUCGAAAACGUCAAGAGGAGGUUUAUGGCCCGCGCGCGCGCAAACGCGCUCGGCUUUGAAGACGAGGGCGAGAGCGAGGAGAACGCGUGCCCGAUGUGUGGUGACUUCUUUGUGGAGAAUAGCGGCCGCACGCUUAUUUGCGGGCACGAUAUCUGCAGCGAUUGUUUGGACGCCCUUGCCACCUCGCCUAUAGAGGCGCGGGAAGAGUUUGGCAACGGCGAUGAGCAGACCAAUCUGCGCAUUGAGAAAGAAUACGAAACGGCCGCAGCCAAGGGUCUUCGUCCGUGUCCCACAUGCAAGAAGAUGCAAGAUCUCAGGCCCAACGUCGUAUUCCUGUCUUCUGCGUUCUAUCCGAGUGAAGAGGAGAUGGCCAACGCCAGUCGUGCAGCAGCCGCUGCGAAACGGCGCGGCCCAAGCCCACCAGCGAAGAAGCGCAAGAUUGAAGUCCUUGAGCUCAGCGACGAUGACAGCUCGGACUCGGACUUGGACGACGACCUGCUAGACUUCACAACGCUCAUGAAGAGCUCUCCGAAGGACAAGGGCAAAGCAGGCGCUAAGACACCGGCGAAGAAGGCGCUCAAGGAUGAGAGCGACGAGAGCGACGAUGACGAUGAUGACGAGCCUUUUUCGAAGGGGAAGGCCGGGAAGGGCAAGGGCAAGGCUGCGGCUAAGGGCAAGAACGAAGACGAAGCCGCCCCGGGCCAGCCGAACGAGCACCUCCUCAACACGUGGAAGCAAGGCGGAAGCACCGUCGAGUCGAGCGCAAAGAUGCUCCAGAUGAUCGCUUAUCUGCAGGAGUGGGAGUCGAGCGGGGACAAGAUCAUCGUCUUCUCGCAGUGGACCUCGAUGCUCGACCUGUGCGACCAAAUCUUUGCGCGCCAUGGCAUCCGCAGCCUGCGCUACGACGGGAAGAUGAGCCGCGAGAACCGCGAGAUCACCCUGAAGACGUUCCGGAGCACGUACGGACCGAAGGUCAUCCUCGUUAGUAUCAAGUGUGGUGGCGUCGGUUUGAACCUAGUCUCGGCGAAUCGCGUCAUCAACUUGGAUCUGUCCUGGAACUACGCCACGGAGUCGCAAGCGUACGACCGUGUACAUCGGCUCGGGCAGGAGAAGGAGGUCUUUGUCAAGCGCCUUGUCAUCAAGAACUCGAUCGAGGAGCGGAUGCUUGUACUCCAGGAGACCAAGACACAUCUCGCUGACGCCGCCCUCGGCGAAGGCUCCGGGCAGAAGCUGCAGAAGCUGAGCGUCAAGCAGAUCAAGGAUCUGUUUGGCAUGACCCGUGUUGCCAAUUCCAACCACACUACCGGGCUCGAACAUGGUCAGACUCAGCUCUAGGGCGCUCAACCGCAGCCUACGUUUAGGUAUCGGUCAAGGCGUCCGACCCAUUCGUGUAUUUAUCCUUCAUUAUGGUCGUCUUGGCUCCUGGACAGAUCUCGCUACAUACACGUACGCGCGCGCACUCGCACGCAGUGCUAAU